Messenger RNA from Batrachochytrium dendrobatidis JAM81, 719 nucleotides. RefSeq lists its product as uncharacterized. Bases 80 to 658 code for a protein of 192 amino acids. Gene Ontology annotation, biological process: small GTPase-mediated signal transduction. Gene Ontology annotation, molecular function: guanyl-nucleotide exchange factor activity. The transcript is spliced from 4 exons. The record is from RefSeq and is a predicted model, not a curated record. NCBI's taxonomy places the organism in Eukaryota, Fungi, Chytridiomycota, Chytridiomycetes, Rhizophydiales.
UAUCAAAAAGAAAACAAACUAUAUCAAACGAUUUAUCAAAGUAGCUAGGGCUUGCAAAGAACUGUCCAAUUAUAACACGAUGUUUGCGAUCAUUUAUGGAUUAAAACGGCCAGCUGUUCUCAUGUGGACACAGGCAUGGGAGGGAUUGGCAACAAGAUACAUGGAUUUGUUCAAGGAGUUGGAUAGGCUUACUGAUCCUGCGAAUGGUCAUUUCAAUUACUCGGAUGAAAUUACACAACGCGAGCCUCCUGCCGUUCCAUUUAUGCUUCCUUAUAUUCAAGACAUGAUCCAAACUCAUGUCAAAACACCACAAGUGUUUGACGACGAAAACAAGGAUGACAAUAAUAAGAGACGCAUCAACUUCCAAAAGUUUUACCACAUCUAUUCCAUUGCAGCCGAGCUAGAAGUAUUCCGCUUGUCAUCAUACCAUAGGAAACUGAAAGGUGAUCGUGAAAGCAAUAUGCUACUGGUCAAUCACAUGCGGUCUUACACCAUGCUGGAUGGAAAAGCAUUGGGCGAAGGACUGGUGUUUUCAUCUACGAAUGCUACAUCAGACUGGAACGAGACUGCAUCUGGAGCUAGUGGAUCCAAAGCAAUGAAGCGUGCAUCACAAAUACUAUCAUCCACUGUUGCAGUAGAGUCAGCAAAUAGUCAGUGACACCAAUGAUUUAUGCUUUUUAAAAAUACAUGACAUUUGGAUUUAUAAAUCCAGACCAUUC